UUCGUUUAGUUUCUCAGUCGAGCCUGAGAUUUUCAACAAAACACAACCUACACAUUUUCCAAAUCCAGAUCCAAAUCGGUUAGGAUGGAGCUUCCCAGGUUGACUAGCGGCAAGAGCUCCCGUUCCAAGGGGCAUCAGAAGAACACGGACGCCGAACAGAAGCAGACAGAGAAAGAUGCCGCCCAGAAGACGACGACCGAGGACGCGGCAUCCACCUCCACUGCAGUUCCCAGCACCAUUCCAGCACGGAUCCCUACCUCGGAGGAUACAAUAGCGCUGGCCUCGGCUGUGGUCGCCACACUUCCGGGGACGCCGCUGGUGCCUUCGCAAACCUCCAACGAGCGGCGUGACUCCACUGUUGUGCUGCCCGUGGCCCCGGUGCCGCCCGCACAAACACCCCAACCCACGCCUGCCCCUGAGUCCACGGAUGGUGACGAUACUGAGGAGGCUGCGUCGGAAAGGCGCGGCAUCAUCCACCGCCUUUUUGGAUGGAACUGAAUACUUCAAAAUUACUAUAGUUUCUAAAUAAUACUCGCCUACUCUUCUAAGGCUCGAAUUAAUACACAAAACCAACGGCAGAGCCACCAAAAA
Molecule: messenger RNA, 591 nt
Organism: Drosophila persimilis
Lineage: Eukaryota; Metazoa; Arthropoda; Insecta; Diptera; Drosophilidae
Exons: 2
Coding region: 85-498 (137 amino acids)
Source: RefSeq, a predicted model, not a curated record